AUGGGUUGUGGUAAUUUAUCAAGGAUAUUAUUAAUUGUCUUCAAUUUUAUCUUUGUGUUAUCCGGUUUCGCGGUGAUCGGUUUGGCGGGAUAUAACCUCGCUACCUACUGGGAUAUAGCAACAAUUGCUGCGGAUAGCGCAGUUACUAUCGGAACUAUUCUCUUGCUUACUGCUGGUAUUAUCACCACUCUAGCUGGCAUAUUAGGCUUUUGUGGUUCACUUAAUCGGCAUCCAGGAAUGCUACUUGGAUUUUUUAUCCUAUUGCUUUUAAUAUUUGGAUUUGAAGUAGCUGCCGGAAUUUAUACGGUUGUGCAUCGCCAAGAGGUAAUAGAUGCAUUAAGGACUAAAUUAUCUAACGAUAUUCAAAAUAAAUAUACACCUAACAAUCUGGGUAUUCAAAGAGGACUCAAUGCAAUUCAAACUCAGUUUAAAUGCUGUGGCUCCAGUAACUAUACCGAUUGGGCAAGAUCAACCUGGGGUGCCGGUAAAACUAUCGCUUAUCCAGUACCUGAUUCUUGUUGCAAAGUUUACGUUCCAGGUUGCGGAUUAGAUGAAGUACAAAGAGGUGGUGCAAAUCUAACCGGAAUAAACCUGAAUGGUUGCGUUCAAUCAGUUUCUAAUACAAUAUCAGAAAAUGCCUACAUUAUUUUGGGAGUUGGUGUCGGUAUUGGUGCCUUGCAGAUCUUCGGUAUGGUUUGUUCCAUGAUUUUAUAUUGCGACUUAAAAGAAGAUAAAGAUUAA
Trichoplax adhaerens is the source of this 741-nucleotide messenger RNA. RefSeq lists its product as uncharacterized. The coding region runs from base 1 to 741 and encodes 246 amino acids. Gene Ontology annotation, cellular component: membrane. NCBI's taxonomy places the organism in Eukaryota, Metazoa, Placozoa, Uniplacotomia, Trichoplacea, Trichoplacidae. The transcript has 7 exons. The record is from RefSeq and is a predicted model, not a curated record.